Molecule: messenger RNA, 1177 nt
Organism: Malaya genurostris
Lineage: Eukaryota; Metazoa; Arthropoda; Insecta; Diptera; Culicidae
Product: protein atonal-like
Exons: 1
Coding region: 70-846 (258 amino acids)
Molecular function (GO): protein dimerization activity
Source: RefSeq, a predicted model, not a curated record
UGAGAAGUUUACAAGUUGAACCAGUGUACCAGUGAGAGUAAUUGAGUGAUCCUUGAGACUGUAAUCAGUAUGACAACUACCGACUUCGGGCGCCAUCAGUACUAUUUCUACGGUCAGGAACCGUCCAGUGUGAAUGUCAAAAUGGAGCAGAUGGAGUCGCACAUCCACGCAGAGGAUUACUACUUUCCCGCAACGAUCGGCGGACAAGGGCUGGCUUUGUCCAGUAUGGCGCUGUCACAGAGCUACGAACCUGCCGUUAACUAUCCAGAUAAUUGGAUGACUCCUUCACCAUCCAGCUUCGGGUCGGAGAGUCCCGAUUACUACUCCAUGAGUUCGCCCGCUUUCAUCGACGUCGAAGAAUGUAAGGAAAAUCUACUGAAACAAGCAGCUCAACAACAGAUACUUCCACUGUCUCCAACCAUUCUAACAUCCUCGCCGAAUGUUGCGGCAAGUAGUCUUCCUGUUAAAAAACGCCAGUAUCGUCGAUCGCCCAAAAUCAAACCCGAUCCAACCGGCAUGGAUGCUCAGGCAACACUUUCUUCGGAUCUUUCCUGCAAUACUUUGAUCUACCCGAAAGGCGGUGAGAUGAUCGUCGGUGGCGUUCAUCAGACCACCGCGAUCACCAUGGGAAAGCGGAAGCGGAAGCCCGUUUCGGUGCAGAUCAAAAAGAAGCGUCGUCUGGCCGCGAAUGCCCGUGAACGCAAACGAAUGCAGAGCUUGAACGAUGCGUUCGACCGGUUGCGUCAAUAUCUGCCCAGUUUAGGCAACGAUCGGCAGUUGUCCAAGCACGAAACUCUGCAGAUGGCACAAACGUACAUCACGGCCCUGUGCGAUUUACUGCAGUAGGGCGUCCUGCCGAUCCAGAAGAGCACCGAUUCGGAUAUAGACGAGUGUUAUGUAGUCAGUAGUUUUGUAGCUUGUUUUUGACGUUAAGCAGACCGUAGAAUGUACAUUAUGUUUCGAUGAGACAGACCGUUAGUGACAGAAUCUAGGAGGCUUUUACUGGGAGAAGUCGUCGUUUCCGUGCCAGUUAGUUAUAUUGCUAGCGUUAGACAGGUUAAGUUUCCCCCACUCCCAUUGUACUAUAGUAGAUGGUUAAGUUUGAGCAAAGAAUUUUAAAUUAUUUUAUGUUUGAAUUACGUAAACAAAUGUAUGUUAAUAGAUUAUGUGGAAAAGA